AUGUCCACCUCGCCCUCAAAGACCCCCCCGCUCCACUGCGACCUAGCCACUCUCUCGCCUUUACCCUCCGAAGUCAUCUCCCUCAUCUACGCCUACUAUCUCGCCCAAAACCCCCUCGAGAGUCGAAGCCAGUUCCUCAAUCUCAUCACCCUCUCCAAGGAGGUCUAUUCAGAGAAUGCGUGGAAGCUGUAUGAAGCUGUCGAGCUCAAUGAUCAGAAUUACCAGGCGUUUUUUGACGGAUUAUGGAGCCGCGGGGAGAUUCACGUUUGUCAGAACUCGUGUCCUCCUUACCUCCGGUGCGAGGCUUCUGCAAAAGCCCUCGCAAGAGAAAUAGAGGGAUACUCUCAUCCCAAACGACGGUUGAAACGACCAUCCCACAUCCCGUCCAAAAUUUCCUACCAGAAAUACGAGUACGAAUCCUACAUCCCCUUCCAUCUCCAUCCCGCCAUUCGAAAACUCCUCCUCAUACGCCAAUGUCGCAGGAUCUACAUCGAUAGCUGGUGUGCCUUUAUCGAACUUGAAAAGGGAAACGGAUCGGUCCGGGACGCCGUCAAUGCGUGGCCUCUGGCACACGACAUCCGUCAUGCUGAGUCUUCUCGCUAUACCUGGAUCUCAGACCCCCUUUUUUCCUCCGUUACCCAUCUCUCUUUCGGGGAGACUGUCUCAUUGGAAGCUUGUCACUUUAGCGACGAGAGAUUUGCGGUCAAGUACAAGUCCUUCGGGCCGGCGCUCAAGCAUGUCUGCCUGAGCUUCAACGACAGAUUCUACGAUUGGGAAACCGAGUACGAGGAGGCAGCCCGAUUUGGGAACCUAGAUGAGUGUGAGGAAAGACAGUCAAGGAAGAACAUCACAAAGCUUCUUCGAGAGCGGCUAUCCUUUGCGCUCAGGUCCGAGUUGGAUGAGAAGACGUCCUUGACGCUACACAACGCGUGGCCCGACGACAUUGAACCUGGGCUAGCCGAUACGAUGAUCUAUGAAUUGCCGAGGAGUACGGAGAAUGGCGAGGAUGACUGGGAAAGGCAGCUCGCGAUGACGACUUGGGAGAUGGAGGACUACAUGUCUGAGUUGGAAAAGCGGAUGAGAGAUGGCAGUCGGGGGGGCGAUGCCUGGCAGCCCACGAUUAAACCUUGGAAGGUCCGAUUCACCAAUGUGGCGCCCAUUCCUCCCGAUACCGACCUCAUUUCGGCCGUCCUUGAUGAUUAUUAUCCUAUCGGUCAAGAUGAAAAUUUCUAUGGGUUGUUCGAAAAGUGGUGGGACGAGGUCGUCAGCUUUGAGGGACCAGUGAAGUGCGACUGCUGCGAGAUCUUCGAAAAGAGACACCCCAAAAUCAACGCCUACAAGUACUCCUACAAUACCCGCCGGGAAAAUUUCGAAUCCAUUCGGGAAAGAGCGGAUGAAGUUCGCGAACACUACGAAAUACUUCAAGAUGCUGAAGCCGCUUUUUACGAGUCUCAAUACGACUCAGACGAGUACUUCUGGGCAUAG
Cryptococcus wingfieldii CBS 7118 is the source of this 1485-nucleotide messenger RNA. RefSeq lists its product as hypothetical. Bases 1 to 1485 code for a protein of 494 amino acids. Lineage: Eukaryota; Fungi; Basidiomycota; Tremellomycetes; Tremellales; Cryptococcaceae. The record is from RefSeq and is a predicted model, not a curated record. The transcript has 4 exons.